Messenger RNA from Lytechinus variegatus (green sea urchin), 4044 nucleotides. Its product is annotated as short transient receptor potential channel 3-like. NCBI's taxonomy places the organism in Eukaryota, Metazoa, Echinodermata, Echinoidea, Temnopleuroida, Toxopneustidae. The transcript is spliced from 13 exons. Gene Ontology annotation, biological process: manganese ion transport; regulation of cytosolic calcium ion concentration; calcium ion transmembrane transport. Bases 66 to 3656 code for a protein of 1196 amino acids. Gene Ontology annotation, molecular function: protein binding; inositol 1,4,5 trisphosphate binding; store-operated calcium channel activity. Gene Ontology annotation, cellular component: membrane; cation channel complex. The record is from RefSeq and is a predicted model, not a curated record.
AGAGGAGGGAGGUGGAAAAGAAGCAAAGGAAACUCCAUCAGGCGGGGGACCGCGCACUAAGCAACAUGAGACGGAGGGCAUACGACUCCUUCCUAGUCACAUCGGGGGCCAAGGAGCACGACCUCCUAUCCAAGGACGAGCUCAACUUCCUCCAAGCUGCCGAGAUCGGCGACCUCCCCACCGUCAAGCAGAUGCUGGAGAACGACGACCUCGCGCCCAAGUUGCUCAGGUGUACGGAUUACAAGGAUAGAACAGCUCUGGAGGUUUCAACGGAAAAUGAACAUCUUGAGAUUGUGGAAUUCCUGGUCCAGAAAGGAGGCCGAAAGCUCGACAUCCAAGCCAUCCAAGAAUCUCUUAUGUUGGCCAUCAGCAAGGGGUACCUACGGAUCACACAAGCCUUGUUGAACCAUCCCGUCCACCAGCGAAGCAAGGAUAAGUUCAGACUAGGAAGUCUUACCAACUACUACCAAAGAAAGAAUAAUAGCAAGUUUGAGCAGGACGUCACUCCUCUGAUGCUAGCGGCCCACUGCAACGAAAUCGACAUCAUCAGGUUGCUUCUCAACCGCGGCGACACCAUCAAGAAGCCCCACAACUCCCUCUGUCAAUGCACCUACUGCAGCAACAAGAAACAGUUCGACCCGUUGAAACACUCCCUGGCUGGGUUCAACACCUACCGUGCCCUGGCCAGUCCGGCGUUCAUAGCACUCACCAGCCCGGAUCCCAUCCUCACCGCCUUCCUGCUGAGUCAAGAACUCGCAUCCAACGCCCGGAUUGAGAAAGAAUUCAAGAAUGAAUAUCGAGACCUUGCCCGACAAUGCAAGGAGUUUGCCUCGGAUCUUCUCGACAUGUGUCAAAAUUCAGAGGAGGUACGGACCAUCCUGAACAACGAGGCAACAACCCUGGACGAGUCUGAACAUGGAAGAGGAAACAACUGGUUGAAAUCCGAGGUCGGGGAUGAGGCUUCUUCACGAGCUCCAACCCUAUCCCGGCUAAAACUGGCAAUAAAACUCCGACAGAAACAGUUCGUAGCGCAUUCUCACUGUCAGCACGAGCUAGCUACACUGUGGUAUCGUAAUUUUCCCAGCUGGCGAUUGAUGAGCUUGCCCAAGAAGGUUUUUGUCAAUGUCCUGAUUGUUCUCGGACUACCGUUCUUUACCCUGUGUUACUAUCUGGCUCCAUAUAGCAAGCUUGGCCAGUUCGUAAGCAGUCCGCUUGUCAAGUUCAUCCUGUAUUCCGCCUCCUAUUUCGUCUUCCUCCUCGUCAUCUUCAUCGAAUCCCUCUACGCCCAAACCUACACCAACUGGUACCAUGACCAGAAGGAAAAGAGACUAACCUCUCUCUUGCGAGAGCGACUCAACACAACCACCAAUACGUGUCUCUCAAUCUUCCCCGGUUUGGAAAAAGAGGAUUACAUUAUUCAGCUUCGUUUCUUCGAGCUCACGCCCCUAGAAAUUGUUAUACUGAUAUUCCUCAUGGGGUUUCUAUGGGGUGAGAUCAAGCAGCUAUGGGCUGAGGGUCUUCGCGCUUACUUGGCAUCGAUAUGGAACUGGAUCGAUAUCGCCAUGUUGAAUCUCUACCUGGCGUCAUGCACACUCAAUAUACUUAGUGUGACCAGGGCCCGUCGGGCCAUAGAUUUCUUCAUGACCAAUGUCAAUGCGCCUUGUUUGUAUAAGCACGGUGACGACUCGGUAGCACAAGCGCAUUUCUAUUUCUUGCAACGAGAACGUUCAAUGUGGCACAACGAUGAUCCCGUCUUUGUCUCAGAAGCCCUGUACGCCCUGGCCAACGUGCUCAGUUUCUCACGCCUCUCCUACAUCUUACCGGUCAGCGAGUUCCUCGGUCCACUCCAGAUCUCCUUGGGUCGGAUGCUGGGCGACAUCCUCCGCUUCGCCGUCGUCUUCAUCGUCGUCUUCCUGGCGUUUUUCUGCUCCAUGUUCAAUCUAUAUUACUCUUACGAAGAUUCAAAGUUCGGCAAUUUUGGUCAGGCGUUCCUGACCCUGUUUUGGGCACUGUUUGGCCUUGGCAACCCUGCAGACCCCAGGCUCCACCACAACAGCACCAGCAACGCCACGGUGUCGAUGACGGCGGGCGGUAAGGGCGGGUACCUGAUCACCGAGUCGUUUGGGACCAUGCUCUACAUGAUCUACUACGUGGUCAUGGGUCUUGUCAUGCUGAACAUGCUGAUCGCCAUGAUGAGCAAUUCCUUUCAAGAGAUCAAUAGUGAACAAGACGUAGAAUGGAAAUUCGCUCGGGCUCAGCUCUGGAUGUCUUACUUUGAGAAGGGCGCCACCAUCCCUGUUCCUUUCAACAUUAUCCCAUCACCUAAAUCAUUCUAUCAUCUUUACAAGUGGGUGGUAAAACAGUUGGUGAGGUGUAGACGAGGCCCUCCAUCCAGGGACAGUAACCAAGUACCAUUAGGAGAACGGAGAAAUGGUGUUUUCAAUAUCUUGAAUAGACUAGAACUACGGCGAGAUGAAAGCACACACGAGAGUAUUACCAAAGGCAUAAUCAAAAGAUAUCUCUUCAAAUUACAGAGGGAUAAAGAAAAUGAUGAAGUGAAUGAAGGAGAACUGGAUGAAAUCAAGAAUGACAUAUCAAGUCUUCGAUUUGAGCUCAUGGAGCAGCUACGGGCCCCGAAGACGCCCAGUGCGCCACUAGCUCCCUCCAGUGCUCCAGCAUUUACCUUCUCAUUUCCGAGUGCGACGACUGGUUCAUCGUCCACAAAAGGUACAGACAUUAGCCAUGAGCUUAAUGCUCUCAAGGCAAAGGUGACAGAACUGACUAAACACAUAGAGACCCUUACCAAUGCCACAUUAUCACAGCAAGUAGUUGCUUACAACAGUAGUACCAGAGGUAGUCAUGAUAGGAUAGGCCAUACAGAUCUUGGUACGCGUUGUGGCAGCGCAAAUAGCUUGAGGACAUUGGAUAGCGAUUGCAGUAGGUUUGAGUACGACCUCCAAGGCAGACGGAACUCAUCUCCAAGAGUGUUAGAUAUUGGGGACAUCCCGUUGAGCUAUGAUGACAGUGAGCGUCAGCAGGAUGUGAUUGUCAGACGUCGGAAUCGAUCAGGACGAAGAACAAGUGCCGAUAGUGGUGACACACGGCGCGAAUCGUUGCAAAGGGCGUACGAUGUGACCGACAUUGUUGGGUAUGGAGAUCAUGACAAGCAACAUAACAAUAACAACCCAAGACAAGGUUAUGGUGGCAGAGGGGUAGGUCACACAAGCGACAAUAGACGACAAUCAAAACCAGCACAGAGUGGCAGGAGUGGGAUGUCACAUGAACCUGAUAAAAGAAGCAUAUCCAGGACACUAAGCCGUGGUAGCAUCCAUGUAGGUUUCGACCUUGAGACACGCCAUGACCCCAUCUUGCGCGUUGUUGAUGAAGACGCGACAAGGAUGGACUUUGAACCUGACAUGUCUUCAUCCCACAAUGUGAUCCACACAGCACCUGACAUGUCAGGGGGCAGCCAAUCAAGGGACUUUGAGAGCAGCAAAGAGGUUGGUGUAUCUUAUGACUUUGAUGAACACCAUGCUGAUGGAGGAUUAAGAAGUGGUGUGAGGAAUGGAAACACAAGGGCUCGUUACACACAAGAACAAGACACCCUCGGUGUGCCAACAGGACAUUAUAACAUUGCAUUCUCUUUAGAUGCCUGAAACAAGAAUUCUACUUAGCUAACACUGACUUUUAAGCCCUGUAUCGAUUCCACGGAACUGCUCAUUUCAUAGUUAUCUGGCUUGAAGUGUGGUGACAUAGUGGUUCCUUUGCACAACUCCUAGAUCAAGGGUUUAGGAAGCUAGUCUAUUAAAGCUGGGGUUAUUUCAUCGACCAACUCCACAACCCUUACGAUACAUGGCAAUAUUGAUAAAGCAAAUUGCCUCUGUCUGCAGGAAUGACAAAUUUUAGUAUGUCAGUUUUUUGUACUCCAGAUGAUUUUAUUUUUUAUUACAGGCUGAAAAUGAAAUGGAAUUUGUAAACAAUAUUGUUUAUUAUUGUAAGGCCAAGGAAAUGGAAGUGACAUUCUUAAGACAGUAAUGUACUGCA